Molecule: messenger RNA, 2309 nt
Organism: Danaus plexippus (monarch butterfly)
Lineage: Eukaryota; Metazoa; Arthropoda; Insecta; Lepidoptera; Nymphalidae
Gene: Amnionless
Product: protein amnionless
Exons: 1
Coding region: 18-1292 (424 amino acids)
Biological process (GO): receptor-mediated endocytosis; intracellular protein localization
Cellular component (GO): endocytic vesicle; apical plasma membrane
Source: RefSeq, a predicted model, not a curated record
AUUUGAUCACAUCCAAAAUGACACUACAGAUUUUUAUACAUUUAAUUACCGUAUCUAUUGCUUUAUGUUCGAAAGUUUCGUUUAUUCCUAAUGCAAGUUUUAAUUUGCCGCAGAAUUUCAAGGACGGUAGACUUCCUUGUUCAAAACAAACUGUAGUGUUUCCUAACACGGUGGCAGCAUCCGUCAUAAUUGAAUCGGGAGUAUCGGUCAGUGGGUUCAUAUUACCUGAGGAUGGAGACUUAAUUAUCGACGACGGGAUUAUUGAACUAGGAGAAAAAUAUGAUGACAAUUGCACUGUUAAUGGUAAAGCAUUUUAUUUUGAAAAAUCUAUAACCUCCUGGAAUGAACCAGAUGUUUGGAUUUCUUCUAAAUUCAAUAAAGCAACUCCAGAUGCAGAAAGAAUUCCCUGCUAUGACGACGUGGUUGAAUUUCCAGCAAACACCACUUUCAUUCUGUUUUUACCAGAAAAAACUCAAUAUGUCCGCGACAUUGUCAUAAGCGGUAAGAAAUAUGACACUGUUACAUUAAGAAAUUAUAUUAAUAACCAAGCUGAUCAAAAUCAAAGAUUUGUGGUCAACACACAUCAAGACGUUGGAAUUUCAGUUAAAUAUAGCACAUGUCGUUCACCAAGUGGCUGCCCAUGUCAAACGGAAACUCUUGAGAUUGACUGUUCAACAAAAUUUUGUCCGGAACCUUCGUGUGUAGACCCGGUGCAACCGAUCGGCCAUUGUUGUAAAAUUUGUGGCGGCGUCAUGGCGUUUGAUGUUGAUAAGAGUUUCGAUUUUAUCAAGUUCCAAGAAACUGUUGAGUCUGUGGUUAAAAGUUACGGAAAAGAUGAUUUAGUGUACCACAUAGGGAGAUUUGGUAAUCAAGUUCAGCUGGUAGUAGUCGAUAAAGGUGAUUAUACUGGCUUGAGUGCUGAAGCUGUAAAUACAAUCGAUUAUGGUAUGGAAAAACGUUUUGCUGCACUCACUCGAUACAGCGGAAGCCCUAUUUCCAAAUCAGGAUACGGAGGAAAGAUAUUUAUUUCCAUGUUUUUCUUAGUGGUUUCUGUUUUAGGGAUUAUUUAUUUGUACUUUUACAAAAUGCCACAGUUCCAUUUCCCAAUGUUUGGUCGUAGUGAUCCGAGAAUAUUUACUAGAUUCAAUCGCAGAACUGAGAGUGUCGUUUCUUUGGCUAGAAAAGAUUCUAUCACGCCAACUGGGGCCAGCAGCAGUACAGCGUUCAGGAAUCCAUUGUACGAUUCAAUUAAGUCGAGAUCUCGUGUAGAGGAAUCUAUAGCAGAGAAUUGAAAAUAACUAUUAAAAGUAUAAUAUUAAGAUAUCAGAAAAAUUUACUUAUCAUAAAUGUGAAAGAAAAUAUGCAAGACCUUUAAAAUAAAAGAUUAUUUAAUACUGAAAUCGUCUUUAUAAAUCCAUUUAGUGAUAUGGAUUCGGUUGAUAAAAUUUGUUUAGUAAACAAAUUAAAUAAACCAACAGUUAAGUUUGUGCAAACGGCUAAGAAGUCUCUGAAUGGAAAAAUAUUCGAGGAAUUUCGUUUCACAGAAAAGAAAUUUAACACUUUUAAGUCCAAUAUUGAACUCUUUGUGGCUCUGCCCUCCCAGUGUUUGAACUCAAUCAAUAGUAUUAAGUUUCUUCAAAACAGUUCAAAAGCGUGGCUGUCAUGAGAAGUCGUCCAUCAUUUUGAUGUUAGUAUGGCGAGAGACAAAAUGGAACGAUUUUAAUAUUUAAUCAUAUUGUUUUUAUACAAAAGCUUAACCUAUAUUUAUGCCAUUUUCAUUUGAAAGCAGAUUUUAUUUACUCAUCGUACAUACAUUCAUAACAUCUGUGUGGACUGUUUAGUUCACUAUUGUAUUUACUUUAUCAUAGUAUAAAUGUUUAUAUAAAAAAGUAAUAAUAACAAAACAUACAUUGUAAUUUCUAUAGAUAGUAAGCCGCCUGUAGAACGUAAUAUUUAACCAUUAUUAUAAAAAAUAUUUUAAACAUUUUAAUAACACCAAACAUAUUUAGUACGUUUUGUGACAUACAUUUCAUCAAUACAACAUAACAUCUGUGCUAUUAAUGUUUUUUUUUUUUUAAAUCAAUAAAAUCGCAUCAACAAGUUAAUCGCGUCAGACAUAGCGCUGUAAUAAAAUAAUGCAACAAAAGUUAUUCAAGUAGCAAGCCUUGGAUACGUUUAAGCCGGUGCAGUCAGGAAGGACCACAACAGGUACAAGGAUGACUGUGCAUGAAAUUAUAAAUUCAUGUACGAGCCAAAACUCAACGAUACGCUCAAUAUGUUAUAGAUAUUAAAUUAAAAAAUAAAUUAUA